AUGGACGAAGAUCAAUGGGCAUAUUACAGUGCGAUGUCCGAAGAAGUUGAUAUAGAUUUUCAAGAUGAAGAAGAUUGUGGUGUGAAUGAAGCACAUGUUGAUUGUUCAGAUGCUUUUAAUACUUCUCAGGUCUUUGCAACCCGAGAAGAUGUUUUGAAGUGGGUUCGAAUGGUUGCCCAUGAAAAUGGUUUUGUUGCAAUUCAUGGAAAACCAGUGCAUGGAGGUGAAGGUUGGGCGGUGAAGCUGAUAUGUGGGAUUCACAACCAUGAAUUGGCGAAGACCUUAGUUGGACAUCCAUAUGCUGGGAGAUUGACAGAUGAUGAGAAGAAUAUCGUUGCUGAUAUGACGAAGUCGAAUGUGAAACCAAGAAACAUCCUACUAACUUUGAAGGAGCACAACAACAGCAACAGUACCUACAAAACAAAUAGGUACAGGCUCCCAUUGCUUGACAUUGUGGGGGUGACACCAACCGGGAUGACUUUCUCUGCUGGGUUUGCAUAUCUGGAGGGUGAGCGCGUGAACAAUCUUGUAUGGGCAUUGGAACGGUUUCACAUAGACAAGAAUGUGAAGGCAAAGUGCAAAUCACUAAUUGGUCAGAAGAAUGCCUGGGACUACGUAAUGGAUAGCUGGGGUAACCUGGUAGAUUGUCUUUCGGAACAGGAGUUCCCUGAGCACCUUCAAAGGGUUGAAUCUGCUCAUUGGUCUUUGAAAAGGGUAUUACAGAAUAGCGUUGGAGACCUUUGUAGUGUUUGGGAUGCAAUAAACAACAUGAUGACAUUACAGCACACUGAAAUUAGAGCAUCAUUCGAAACAAGUGCGCAUGUCGUUGGUCAUGUUUUUAAGAAAACCUUAUACAAGAGACUUCUGGGAAUGGUGUCAAGAACCACGCUAGGUCUUCCUUGUGCAUGCGAGCUACAAAGGUAUGAUGGUGGCAGCAUCCCACUGGAUGUAGUCCAUAUGUACUGGAGAAGACUUAAUUUUUCAGACCAGGGGCUAUGUGAGGCCGAAGUGAGCAUCAAGGAAGAGAUUGAUAGAAUGCAUAAAAGAUUCAAUGAACUUGAUGUUUGCGGGAAAGUUACUUUCAAGAGUAAACUCCGAGAAUUCGCAUUUCCCGAUGAGACCUCUAUGUGCCCUCCUCCAACAAAGGUUAAGACGAAAGGUGCCCCAAAAAAGGUAAUGAAAAGAAGCAAAAGAUCGACAAAGCGUGAUCCAUCUUAUUGGGAGUAUGUUGAUGCUUAUCAUUCGGUUCAAAACAGCAACACCUCAGUCAGACCCAGUGCAUCAUCUUUUGAACCACUGAAGCCAGCAAGGAUGAUCCCCAUGUUGGAUCAAUUUCCGCCAUUUAUGCAUGGUUUCAUUGAGGAUGUUGUUGAUGUGAAAGCGGAUGGUAAUUGUGGAUAUCGGUCAGUUUCCGCUUUGUUAGGUAUGAGAGAAGAGUGUUGGGCCAUGAUGCGUAACAAAUUGAUUAAAGAAUUUGGCAAAUGGUCGCAAGACUACAUAAAGAUCUUUGGUGGCACGGAGAGAUAUGAACAGCUGAGGUUGUCCCUACACGUGGAAGGGUUAUCCAAGGUUAGUAUGGACAAAUGGAUGGAUAUAACGGAUAUGAGAUAUGUAAUUGCGUCAAGAUAUAAUGUAAUCCAUGUAUCGUUGUCACGACAAUAG
Messenger RNA from Glycine soja, 1662 nucleotides. RefSeq lists its product as uncharacterized. Lineage: Eukaryota; Viridiplantae; Streptophyta; Magnoliopsida; Fabales; Fabaceae. The coding region runs from base 1 to 1662 and encodes 553 amino acids. The record is from RefSeq and is a predicted model, not a curated record. The transcript has 8 exons.